Aplysia californica (California sea hare) is the source of this 717-nucleotide messenger RNA. RefSeq lists its product as uncharacterized. The record is from RefSeq and is a predicted model, not a curated record. Gene Ontology annotation, cellular component: membrane. NCBI's taxonomy places the organism in Eukaryota, Metazoa, Mollusca, Gastropoda, Aplysiida, Aplysiidae. The transcript has a single exon. The coding region runs from base 1 to 717 and encodes 238 amino acids. Gene Ontology annotation, biological process: monoatomic ion transport.
AUGGUUGUCCUCGCCACCAGUUGCCUGUCUGUGCUCUCCUCCGUCCUCGUCCUCAGCAUCCACCACCAGCGAGGCCGGCCGAGUCGUCCCCCCUUGUGGCUACGUCGUUUCUGCUUCAGCAUUAUCUCCCCUCUCUUCUGCAUCCGUCGCCCUGACGAUGGUGUCACUGCCUCGCCCCGAAAGCGAGGCCCGCGCCAGGGCGGUUGUGGGAAGGAUUCAUUCUUCCGGACAGGAGGCAGCCGUGUUGCAAGUGGCGGCGAGGAGUGCGAGUACUUGAGAAUGGACCCUAGACCAGGGAGCGGUGGUUCGAAUCCCGAUAGAGUGGAUGUGAACAAACUUCAAAAGGGGUCAUUAAACAACCAUUAUUAUGACUACACUUACACACCUGCCACGGGGAAUAAAGGCCCAGGCAGUGGGGGCGGGUCUGGGGACGUGCAUAGUGGGGCACGCGACGAAGACAGUAGACUCCCGCCCUCCAGGGACGAUUGGGACACGAGAGAGGACGUGGGCGGAGGGAAACAUAACCUUGUAGUCCGCCAUCUCAUCGGCCUCAUUCACACCCAGCGCAACGAGGAGAUGCGGGACGAGGAAGUGUUCCAGGAGUGGCAUCAUGUGGCCUAUGUGCUCGACCGUAUGCUCUUUGCCUUUUUCUUCCUACUCACGCUCGUCUCCACCGUCUGCAUCCUGGAGAUGAGGCCGACGCUAGACAAGCUGUGA